AUGGUGGAUAUUCUCGGUUCUCAGCCGACUGUGCUCAACAUCUUCGUAAUCCAGGAUUCAGAUAAUAUCCCGGUUGAUGUUUAUGCUGUUUUAAAAUACCCCCGUGUUCAGGAAUGGAAGCUGAAAACGUAUACUGAUAGUCAGGAGAUUGUGCAUUGCGCAUACUCUCGGAAGGAGUCUAUUGUUACACCGCUGCGACUAAAUGUCGCCCCCCUCCCACCCAGAUUUCAUGUUCUGUGCCUACCACCGGGGAGUGAAAAUCGGCGAGAACAAUCCAUCAACUCACGCUGGCCAAAAAAGUUAGGAGAACACGAGGAUCUUCGUAAAAUUCCUCUUGCGCACUAUCCAUGAAUACGACUUCCUAACGAGGUCGGUUCCGGAGAUGGAGGCAGCUACAGCAUUACAGAGUCCUUCCUUCUAACGGCCGUUAAAGAAAACGACGCAACCCUUCAUUCUACUUCGUAUUCCGAGCAGCCUGAGGUCGCUGAUUGUGAUGGCGUUCGAAAUGAAACAACCCAGUUUGCGGGCGACUUGGAGGCACCCUUCACACCAAAAUGCAAAGGCCCCGGUGAUGCAAGCAACUUUGAUGACUACGAGGAGGAGCCGCUCCGCAUUGCCACUACCGAGAAAUGCGUUAAGGACUUCGCUGACUUUUAA
Dibothriocephalus latus is the source of this 657-nucleotide messenger RNA. The record is from the annotation of a GenBank genome assembly. NCBI's taxonomy places the organism in Eukaryota, Metazoa, Platyhelminthes, Cestoda, Diphyllobothriidea, Diphyllobothriidae.